AUGACCAGCGACAAACGCCCGACGUCCUCAAGCAAACGCGCCCGCAGCCGUCGGAAACAACGCGCGGUGCUGCGCGCUGCCACUCGCGUCGUCAGCGCUUUCGAACCGACACCCGAAGGCGACAGAAACCGCGACACUAGCGACUUGAAGGGCGACAGACUCGAGAGCCAGGAGCCCCUCGUCAAGCCCAACACCAGCAGCAGCAGUAGCAGCGACGACGUGCUGGACAGCGGCCUCGUCUUUGUCUGUCGCCCGACGCUGCCGGACUUUUGCUCGCUCUUCGUGCCUCGAGACGACGCCCAGUCGGCCACGCGAGCUGCUGCAGCUUCAAAAGCAGUGACUUGCAAGACGUUCACAGUGCGCGUCCCGCGUUUUCGAGAGACACGCGAGGGCUUUGUCACGUACGUGCUCGAGGUGGCGACCUGCGACCUGCCGCAGCAGACGUUCCAGCUCGAGCGCCGCUUCUCGGACUUUGUCGCGUGUGCGGCGGAGCUCUCGAAGCAGCAGCAGCAGUGGCAGUGGCAUCGUGCAAGGGAAGAGGAGGAGACGACGAAGCACGGGGACGGCGAGACUUUGGACGGGUGGUUUCAGUGGCACUUGCCAGCCAAGACGUGGUUCCGCGUGACCAGUCGAAAGGAUCUGGAAGACCGGCGCGUGCAGCUGGAGCAGGCGCUCGAGAUGCUGUUGCGGCAGCGCGACGGGUGCAUGUGCAACCUCCCAGUCGUGCGCGACUUCCUCAUGCUCGACAUCUUUGGCGUGCAAGUCGCUGAGCAAAAGACUCUAGAGACGACUGCACAGGUGGAAGGGUGA
Messenger RNA from Peronospora matthiolae, 810 nucleotides. NCBI's taxonomy places the organism in Eukaryota, Oomycota, Peronosporomycetes, Peronosporales, Peronosporaceae. The record is from the annotation of a GenBank genome assembly.